Messenger RNA from Syzygium oleosum, 1047 nucleotides. RefSeq names its product structural maintenance of chromosomes protein 3-like. The transcript is spliced from 4 exons. The record is from RefSeq and is a predicted model, not a curated record. NCBI's taxonomy places the organism in Eukaryota, Viridiplantae, Streptophyta, Magnoliopsida, Myrtales, Myrtaceae. The coding region runs from base 687 to 989 and encodes 100 amino acids.
UCUACCCGCCCUCACCCCAGUUUUUCUCUCUCUCUCUCUCUCUGCUACUCCUCAGAACCCCCCCUCCGCCAAACACCUCUCCGUCGCUCCCUCCUCCCCUCCGCCAGCCAUGAUGGCCACCCUCACCGCCACCGCCGCCGCCGCCGUUGCCUCCUCCUCCGUCGCCUUCCGCCUGUUCCGCGCCCACAAGCCCUCCUGCGUGCCCCGCUGGGAUCCGGUGCUCCCUCACCGAGGGCCCCGCGAUCUCCCAGCCGAGGGCCGCCGGCGGGGGACUGGUUGAUUGCGUGGUGGUCGGGGGCGGGAUCAGCGGGCUCUGCAUCGCCCAGGCGCUCGCCACGAAGCACCGCAACAGGGCCCCCGAUGUGGUCGUCACCGAGGCCAGGGACCGCGUCGACGGCAACAUCACCACCGUCGAGAGGGACGGCUACCUGUGGGAGGAGGGCCCCAAUAGUUUCCAGCCAUUCCGAGAUUUGGUAAAUGGGUCAGGAUAGGGUGCUUUGCAAGUGUUUGAUGAAUGACCCAGUUCUCCAAUUUGCGAAUAGACGUGCAAUUUUGGACUUUUUUUAUGCUGUUGCGAAUAGCGGGGUGAGGCUCGAAUCGGCGUGAGUUCUUUCUUGGGUGUUCUUCCUUUUGUUUUUUCUGGGGGAAAGGAAGAAAAUGGAGAGGACAAAGCUAUCGUUGGAUAGAUGCUCAAGAACACUCAGACUUCACUUGCAGAAGAACAAGAACGCAAUCCCCAGUUGACAAAGCCUGUAACUGCUGAAAAGAUGGAAACAAGAAAAGCAGAGCUUGAGACUAACCUUGCAACUAAUCUCAAGAGGCAGAAGCAAGAGUAUGAGGCUAUUAUAUCCUCAUCAGAGAUUGAUUUGCAUGAAAAUGAAGCGGAAUCAAAGUGGCAGGAGCUAAAAGAUACUAAAUCAUUGGUCAUUGAUGCAACCCAGCGAUUAGAAGGUGGAAAUUUUGGAUUGAUCGGAAUAUUGUUGUCUUGAAGCUUUAGAUUUUGUUCGCGCUUUUGAUUGAAACAAAAAUUAUCAGGAAUUAAUAAAA